This is a messenger RNA of Bacillus rossius redtenbacheri, 15333 nucleotides long. RefSeq names its product F-box/LRR-repeat protein 8-like. Gene Ontology annotation, molecular function: protein binding. Bases 88 to 1308 code for a protein of 406 amino acids. The transcript is spliced from 6 exons. NCBI's taxonomy places the organism in Eukaryota, Metazoa, Arthropoda, Insecta, Phasmatodea, Bacillidae. The record is from RefSeq and is a predicted model, not a curated record.
GCUAAUUAGAAUUAAGUACAGAAUGAUGGUGGGAUGAUCAGCCUUGUAGCUGGAUUAUACACCAACCUUCGCCACGAGUAGAUAACCAUGCUGCCGCAGGUGGCGCUGCUGGAGGUGGCUGGGUGCCUGGGCACCCGGGACCGCGUGGCAAUGGGCCAGGUAUGCGCGGCGUGGCGGCACGCGCUGGGCGCGCCGUGCAACUGGCGCAGCGCGGACGUAGUGGUGAACGAGGACCUGCCGGGGGCCGUCGCGGGGGCCGUGGCCCGCCACUGCCGCCACGUGCGGUGCCUGCGGCUGGCGUGGCGCCGGCGCGACCCCGCCGGCUGGACCUGGGGCGGCCACGCCCGCGCCGCGGAGAGGUUCCUCGCCGCGCUGGCGGAGGGCGCCGCGCAGCUGCGCGAGCUGCACCUCGUCGACUGGGCGCACGGCUACAACUGGGGCAGCCGGCCCAGGAUCCUGCGUGCCGUCGCCGCGUUCCUCAGGAGCCAGGAGCAGCUGCAAGUGCUGAAGCUGUGCAACACCAACUUCUCCGUGAAAGACGCGGCCAGGCUGGUGCGCCGAGCGGGCGGCGCGCUGAGGCACCUCGGCCUGUGCCGGGCGUUCGGCCUCGCCAAGCUGCCGCCCGGCACCGCGGACUACCUCGGCCUGCUGCGGCAGCUGCACGGCCUGGCCGUGCUGGAGCUGGACUACUCGAGCGUGUCGGGCGCGGCGCUGGGGCUGCUUGCCGGGGGCUCCGGCCCGGGGCUGCGCGCGCUCCGGCUUGCCGUGGACCAGCGGGACGUGGCCCGCGCCGUGCCCGACGCCGUGUGGGGCCGCCUAGCGGCCGCCUGCCCCGCGCUGCGCGUCAGCAUCACCGUCGUUAAUAUCAGCAACCAUGAAGACCUCCUGGUGUUCCUUCUGCCGAGUAUUCCGCUGCAUAGCUUCAGCCUGUCUAGCGGAGCAGUUUGGAACCAAAACCGAAGCCGAAAAUUCAGACACACUCUGCGUCACAUUCUCAACUGCUACUGGAUGAGACUUGUCAGUCUUCACUUGAACCUCAGAAACAACAUGGAGGUGUUGGACGACCUUAUCCUGGAAGUGAUUGAGAGCUGUCCUCGGCUGCUCAACUUCAAAUUUGAAGGAAUCCUCUACGACUUACACACCAUCAAGGACAUAUGUGACCUGCACCUAUCCACCAGCACCAAUUUUCAAAAAAUUCAGGUGCAUGCAAAGAAGUGCUGUGAAGAUAACAAACUGCUCAUAGAGGAACUCAGAAAAGAAUACACACAUAAACUGUCAGAGAGGAACGUUUAUUUCAAGGUGGAAUAACCAGAGAGGAAAAAAAAAAAUUUCAAAAGUGAAAAUGUAAAAUCAUGUGUGUGUGAAUUCCCCCCCCCCCCCCUUUUUUUUUUCCCCUUAUUUUUUCCUGAUUGCCUUUAAAUAAAUGUUUUCUUGACAAUGAUGUACAUAAUUUUGUUUGUGUUUUAGGUCAUACAUGUCAAGCUUACAAUGGAAACUAGGUUAUAUAUACCUACAUAAAAAUCUAAAUGUUUACCAAAUUUGAGAGGAGGAGGGAAAUUAAAAGGCUUCAACCAUACAAAUUAAUUAAGAUAUUUACUAAUUUGAAGAAAAAGAAAAUGAGGGCUGGCAAAAAACUUAAGAUUUCAUCAGGAAAAAAAUGUGAGCAAGUCUUUCAGAACUUGCUAGAAAUGUGUACCAUAUAACCUCGCUAACAAGAAAAUUCAAGUGCGGUGUUCUUAUGUUGCAAAUAUACUUAUAAUAUGAAUUUCGAACACAAAAUGUAAUGUAGAAAUAUUUAAAAUAAUGCAGAGAGUGAUAAAUAUACAAAAUUUAAGUUUUCAACUACACUUCUUGACGCAAAUGAUGUAGUUUCCGCACCCACCUCUAGAAUUCAUUUGGCAAAGCAGCUGCGUCAACUAUUGAAUCAUUUGAAUUGCAGAGCGAAAGGUUAAACUAUAUGAUGAAACAGCUCCGAUAAAAGCGACACAUCAGUGUCGUUUAGGUAUACUUCACUAAAGCUUACAAUGUGCAAGUAUUCACAAAGGCAUCAUACUGCAAAGAUAAACCAUUGAUGAGUACCAGCAGUCUAUAAUGUAUUGAAACAAUACUGAACCCCACCUUUAGACCUGAUUUUCGACAAGGAAUUUUAUUAAAAUACUGCCCAUAUUGUUAAAAUUCCUUCAACAGUUAAAACUGUAAAGUUUCCACUUGACUUUGUGAACUAUGGUUCGCGCCAUCCUUCACAGAUGGCAGCACCGUGGUUACAAAUUUCCGUUCCAUGCGACUUCCGUUCCAUUCACAAAAUUACUUCUACCAAGUGUCGCGUACUGACCGAGAGCUAAGAUGUCACACUUCAAAAAUAUAUUUAUUCAUGGAUUUAUUAAAAAUGCUAGAAAUUGGGACAACGUUGCCAUUAAGCAUAAUGCUGGACCUCAGUAAAAACCAGAAGUACAUCUAUAUUCUUGGUUAAGCUGCAUUUAACGCAGUAAAGAAGCAACAUACACUAUGCAUCAACUUUAUGAUUACCUUGAAGGUAUUUCUAUGCUUAAACUAUUUUUAUUGGUUUAAAACUUUGGAAUGAAGUUGUGACUAUAUUUCACAUCAGUGUCAUUUAAGUAUUCUUCACUAAUGCCUACAAUGUGCCAGUAUUCACAAAGGCAUCACACUGCAAUGAUAAACCAGAGAUGACGUACAUGAGCAUUGAGCAGGUACUGAAGUUUAAUAAAAUUGUCAACUUUAUUUCUCGUGGGGAAAACGUUCUACAAAACUGCAAAUAAUUGGAAAAAUGUUUACAUAUUUAUGUGUUUUUAUGGUACCUAUUUAAAAAAAUUCUUAUCAUUUAAAAAAGACACCAUAUUUUAAUCUACAGUUUCUGCUUAAUUAGCUCCAACUAGUAUCAUACUUUUGUGUUUACUUUAGGUGGAAAUAAAUUUUAUGCGGUGUUUCAUUGGUGUACCUAUGUUGUUUUCAAUAUUUUCUGAAUGGCAGGAAGGUUGGCUAGGUUUGCUAUAUAGGGAGGGGUAAAAUUGAUAACCUUUAUUUUCACUAUCAAUUGUAAUUGAGCGAAAUUCAUAUACAACUGGGCUCAUUUCGAGUGCAUUUCAAUCCUGUAAUAUAUGUACUUUUUUAACCAAUUAAUGUCAUAGUGACGCCACUCCCGCUGCCUGUCUAAGUUUUUUAAGUACUUAUUAAUUUGAAAAGUGAUCUCAGGGAUAUUAACGGGGGUUCGGCCUCGUGGCUGCAGGCAGGAGCGUGUCGUAGUUCGAAACCUACCCGGGCUGUUCAGGCCACCCAGGACGCCUUAUAAAUAAAUGGUAAACUGAUUGACACGACACUGCACCAUUACACACACUGGUCCAAGUACUGGCCGCAUCUGCUGUCUGACCAUCGCGGCACGCGAGUGUUUAUACGUAGAUGAUGCGCGCGACAUGGGUGUAGCCAGGGGGGGGGUUUUAGGGGUUGAAACCCCCCCCCCUUAGCCCCAAAUCUUUAAUUAAUUUCUUAUUCAUCACUCAACAAAUUUCAUAUUAAAAUUAAUAAAAAUUUUACCAUUACAAUAUUUAAAUUUAAGAACCGAAAACUGCUAAAAUAGCACUAUUUUACACCUUAAAAUCCAAAUUUUCCCGGGGGAGGACCCCCGGACCCCCCCGCUUUAAUACGGGGGGGUACAUGCUUCUUCACACCCCCCAUACACAAAUCCUGGCUACGCCACUGGCGCGCGACCAGGAUAGGUUGCAAAGUGGUAUGUGCAGACUUAUACUGUGGCCGUUAUCAACGUGAAAGAUACAGCAGAUAGUCGCGGAGUUGCAAUGCUGCAACAGCUUAUGCAGAGAUUGACAUUAUGUAAAACAGCACGUACGAAUGAAUGUUCUAAAGUUAGUUGCAAUCUAACCUGUUGCAAAACAUCAAAGUCCCGAAAAGUAUGUAGGUCCGGUUAGAUAAAACAUACACGUUACAGUCACUAAUUAAACAGUUAUGACGUGGUUAGAUUACAUGUAGAAGUUACACAUUUAAAUUAGAUGAAAGUUAGAUACGUAGAUUAACGAGUUGGAACUCGACACACGAGGCUAGCUAGGAGCCUUUGACGAGAAUGAUUACUUGGCUUCGAAGCCUGAAAACUGCGUAAGACUCAUUUACGCUGUCCUUAAACUCUGGACAUGAAAAUUACGUAAUAAAUGCAAAACUCCCUGUUGGGAUAAAAUAAUUAGGUAACGAGUCGCACGAAAAGAUGUGCGACUGAGUGGGGUCGGCGCAGAGCUGAUUAAAGGAUUUGAAGAACUUACACUAUUGCUGAGACUUGGAUGAGGCGCGAAAUCUGAAGGCUAUGCGCGCAGCGACCGACCCCUGUGAGUCCCCGACGGCAACUGGUGCGAGAUCGCCCUGCGACCUCGCGCCGAGACACGUGAAGCGCGGGAAAACAGCUCCGACCAGUUUUGGACUUAAAAGACAUAUUUCACAAUAUAUUAUUAUUAUUGGACAAUUUGACAUAAUUUCCCUUGAAUUAAUUAUCUUUUGAUUGUUAUUAAUUUGGUUGUUUUUGAUUUAAAAGAAUAAUUUACUGAUUUAGUUUAGCGCAUUGCCACACCCGGCCAGGCGCUGUGAUCGACUCGGCGUUCGUCGCGGUGCACUUACACUCACUCGGCGGACAUCACGCUCGGGCGUGUUCGAUGCACUUAAGAGUAAGUGUUGUUGUGACAUAACGGCCUGUGCGAACCAGAGGGAGCACCGGCGGUUGGUGUCAAUAGUUUAUAUAAGCCUAAUACACUGGUUCUGACCCAAUCAAAACAUCACACAAAUUUUUUUGUGCAAUAGGCUAUUUAUAGUGAAAAACCGAAUUCCAUUAUAUGUAACCUAUGUAAUAAUACUAAUGGACACAAAAAGUACUAAAUUUUUAUAUUUAUCAUGUACAGUAGGUAAAAUGUUAAGUAAAGAAAAAUUGCAAAUAUAACUUCGUUAAUAAUUACGAAAAUGACAUUACUAAUCACAGAAACAAAUGUAAUAUUCUUAGACUUUAAAUAGUAGUUAUAUUAUAAGCAUAUCACGUCACGAACACACGAAUUUUAAAGUUUAUGUCACUCGUGUUGCAAUUUUUAAAUGCACUAAAAUGAACAUAUUUUUUAACCCAUAGCAUAUUAAUAUAUAAAUGUUUUUGUUUCCUUUAGAAAUAAAUUAAUUUUCAAUAAAUUAACCUACGAAUAUGUGAUACACCUCCCCAAAGUAUCACGUUGCGUUUUUUUUUUUUUUUUUUUUUUUUUUUACGUAUCAGUAGUGUGUCAGUGCAGCUGGACAGCCUAAGUUUCACCCCCAUAGAUCGACAUGCCCUUCGGGCUGGUUCGUACAUGUUCGGGUUUGUUUUUUAUUUUUUUUUAUCUGUACGUUCAAAACAAACAUUGCAUUAUUGAUCAAAAAAUUGUUGACUAAUGUUAUUUUAUAUUUUUUUAAGAGUAAAACAAAUUUACACAAAUAUUUCCUUGUUACUAAUUAUGAGAUUUUCAGGUAAGUUAUUGAGCUAUUUCUGUUUGAUUUGUUAGGAAAUUAGUUUUGUCCGUUUACAAGUUAACAUUGCUUGUGUUAUUCUUGGCAAGUAAUCAUUUCUUAUAUAAAUUUUUGUACACUAUAGGCUUAUCUUUUUAAAUUUUAGGUAGCGUGUGGAGAUUUCAUCUUAUGUUCAUGAGCGCACAACGUAUAAAAUCAUAAGAAAUGUUUUCUGUUGGUAUGUAGCAGUUAACCGCAUUUAAGUAAAAAUAUUUUAAAAUAAUUUUUACCAGAGCUGAAUUACAUUCAGGUGAGUGCACUUAAUAUAAUUUGGGGUAUUGCAGGAAAAAUUAUAAAUUCCUAAAGUGUUUUUUCUUCCUGACAUGUUUCAAAUUAUUAUUCUCUAUGAGGGUUGUUUGAUACUGCAAGUAGUUUAUCAUGUUUAACAUGUGGAUAGGUUAGGAUUAUUUAUUACAAAUCUGUAAUAUUGAGAUACUGCCCUUGGGUUAGCAGGAUUAAAAAUACAGUGAAAUUUGUUAGGUUAGUAACAUUAUACGUACAGUGAUUCUAAGUACAGUGGAAUUUACAUUUGGUUAGCUUCGGAUAGCGCCAAUUAAAAAUUCUGUAAAAUCAAUUGAACGGUUGGAUGUUACUAACUUAAUCUAACCAACCAAUAUACAUUUUACAGUGAUUUUUUAAUUUAUCAUCUCACGUUGCUGCUUUUUGUAUGCAAAAUAAACUUUGGACACUUUUUUUUUAAACUUUAAAUAUGUACCUGUAUUUACUCUGAAAAAAGUUUUUCUAAAUUCAGACUGGGUUUUGAGAAAUCACUGUUUAUAGGUUACAUUACAUUACCUGUGCAGUAAAGGGCCUGUCACCAUGUUGUUCUUUAAUUGAGUUGCAGAUCCUGUUUUUUAUUUAUACACAAAUUGUAUAUUUUUUAUUUGGAUAUUGCAAUGCAGAAACGUAAAUUAACACAUUAAAAAAGUUAUGUGACUCCUUAUUGUGCAUUCCAAACCCAAAGCAUCAGUCCUUGAGAGCGAUAUUUUUUAGCAGUUUAUAGGUGCAAAAUUCUGAUUUUUUACGUGAGACAACACAUAACCUGACAUAUAAAAUAAAUUUUCAUUUUGUAACAAAUGAUUCCUUUUAUAUGUCAGGUUACGUGCUAUUGCAGGUAACUAAUCUGCGCUUUGCGCCUCCAUACUGCUAUAAAAAAUCCCUGUCAAGGGUUGGCGUUUUGGUUUGGAUACACAUUAGAGACUCGUAACUUUUUUAAAACUAUUAUUUAUGUUUCAUUAGGUUAUAAUAUUCAAAUAAAAAAUAUAUACAUUCUUAUAUAUAUGGAAAACCACAGGAUCUGCAAUGCAAUUAGAGGGAAAAAUGGUGACAGCUGCUUCACUGCAUAAGCUAUCUAGUGUGACCUGCAAAAUGUGAUUUCUUGAAAACCAGUAGGAAUUAAGAAAAACUGUUUACAGUUUUAAUAGAGGAAGGUUUUUAGUGUCUGAAAAGGUAUUUUCAAAAUUUUAUAAUUUAAUUUAUGGAUAAGCAGCAACAAAAGAAAAUUACCUUUUUUUAAAUUUAGCUAACCAACCAUUCACAUGAUUUUACAAAUUUUUUAUUGUUUAUACUUACCUGCUUUAACAUUAAACUACUGUUAAACAAAUUAUUUCAAUUUUUUAAAAAUAUCUUUGGGAAUUAGCGCAGUAUAAUCGAAGACGUUUACUGUAUUGAUGAUUGAUUUACUUUAUUGAUGCACAACAAAGUUGUAUAAUUGUUGGAUUGGUUAAGCAAAUUUUAAGCAUCAAGGGUACUGAUCAAUGGUUUUUAACAUUAUAUUUUCUUAAUGAGUCCAUUGGUAAAACGUUAAAACACUGGAAUGGCUAAAUUUCCAUCGACUGCUUAUGUUUUUUUCCGCAUGCUCACUUGAAAACAAUUACAGGGUUAUACUGUAGUUCACAGUUGCAAUACUUGGUUAGGUUAGUUACAUAAGUGCUGUUAAAUCAUGAAAAUGGUUAGGGAAAGGUAACUUCUUCAUAACUACUGUAAAAUGGUGUAAGCAAUUAUUCUUUAGGUAAGUUUUACCUAGACUUUAAAAAUAAUUUAUUUGGCGAAGUACAUAGUACUAAGAAUUACUAUUUAUCAAAUUUGGUUUGUGUGGAAAAGUUGUUACUCUAGGAAAUUUCUGAAUCCAUCUUUGUAGGAAUAUAAACUAAUAUUAUUAGAAACAAAAAAAAACAAUGUGUGGUAUAUUUUAAUUUUCUAACACCCUCUGAACUCUGCAGUUAUGCGAUUACCGAUAAUAAUUGUAAAUCAUUGCAAUAUACAUCCGACACAUUUUGUAGUGAUUUCACAACUGUACUAUGAAGUAAUGCCAUCGACUGCUGCAAAAUAACAUGCUGACAUCUAUUCUCGUGUAGGCAUUUUGUUGAUACGACUAAAAUAUGACCAUAUAGGAUGGAUAUAUAUAUAUAUAUAUAUAUAUAUAUAUAUAUAUAUAUAGAAUCUUACAAAUUUUGAUAACCUACCUACUAAUACUCUCCCCAAAGACUUUGGUUAGAUGCUUAAUAAUAAUAAUAAUAAUAAUAAUAAUAAUAAUAAUAAAAACCUGCUUAUGUGACAUGCAUUACGUGAAAUUAAUUCAACUUGUAAACAUUUUGCUUGAGUCAAAGCCUAGAUUUGCUUAAGCUAAUAACAAGCAAAUACUUCACUCGAGGCCCUGAGAAACAUACUUCUGAAAUUGUGUAGUUACUUGGAUUGUUAAAUACCUAGUUUUUCUGCAAUAAUGGGCACAAGAGCAAUAGAAUUAUGUUUUUCAUAUAAUUUUUUUCACAUAAAUGAGUUUUUGUCAAAAAGUAUUUGGAAAAAAAUAUCUGUUUGAAAGGACAAAGAAAAAUGUUAAUUGUAGUACAUAAAUGAGAAUUUACCAAAAUAUUGAAAGUAUCAAAUUUCUAACUAAAAUGGUUUUGAAAUUAAUUUAUCAUUCUCGUAUGCAUAACUUUUUUCUUUGAUACAUUUAUUUAUCAGUUUCAUUUCUCUUUAGUACAAUAUCUAUCAUUUAACUUUGAUUUCUUUUUUGUUUCAGGCUUGUGGAGAACAGCUUUUUUUUAUCUACUGUUUGGCUGGCCAAUGUAAAUAAACAAUGAUUUCAUGAAUGCAGCGAGAGAGUUUAUUUGAUGUGUUUUAAAAUCACUGAUAAUAUUUAUUGAUGUAUUUUAAAAUCACUGAUAAUAUUUAUUGAUGUAUUUUAAAAUUACUGAUAAUAUUUGUUUUGUGGCUGUAAGAUGGUAACCAUGGUGACUUGUGAAUUUUUAUGAAGAUUAAUAAAAAGCAGUAAAAAUUAUUAAUGGUUGUCAGAAGGAAUUUUUUUUUCAAUAAUCAAUCAAUCAUCUACACUCUACAGUAACAAUUUUCCUUAACUCAAAUAAUAUUUCAAUACAUAUCUUAUAAAGUAUUCAUAUAUGUACAAUAUAGACCAAUUUUGAGCUAGUCUGAUAUCAGUAUAUUAGUUAUUAUGAACAUAUACUAUCAGAACUACCAUUUGCAUAUAGUGCACAUACAUACAUAACACUAGCCAACAACCAUUAAAAAAAACACUAUACACUUACAUAAAAAAAAACAAAUCAUAGACAAGUACAGAUUAUUCACUAUUAUAUUCUAGAGCCAAUUCCAAUAAGUGUAUUAUCAAUAAAAGAAAAUAAUUUUUUUUAAAUAAUAUUUCGAUAUGAAGGAAAAUCUGUAUUCUGAAGUUCUUGUAUAUGUUUGGUAUCAAUCAAUGUAAAUUAAUCAAUCUUUGAUAAAAAAAAAUCCCAAAAAUGAUUAGUAAAAAAAAAAUUAUUGCCUACCAGCUCUGGGUUUUGCAUGAAGGUUCAACUUCUCUGACUUCUGAGAUUACAGACAAGAUUUUAAUUAAUAAUACUAUUGGCUUCAUUACUAGAUUAUCUUUCAACCUAUAAUUUAUUAUUUGAAUCAGUUCAUUGAACUGAAAUAUUUGCAGCAAUUUCUUUAAAUGUUUAUGAACUUGGAUUAUUUAAAAUACAAAUGUAGGUAGGCUUACUAGACCUUUAAUGCCAUAAGAUUGUAAUCACAUAGGCCUAAUUUCACAUUUACAACUUAAGUCUUGGAGCUGAUUUACAUUAAUAUUUGUGCUAGACUUUUAAAUUCUUAUAAUUUUAUUUUCUGCAAUGUUCCAAAGAGCAUUGCUCUAUUUUGGAAUAAAACAAUUUAAUCUGACAGUUUGUUACAACACUAUUCUUCAUAAAACAAUGCACAUUAGCCUGUAUAAUAUGAAUUAGAUCUAACAUAAGAACUACAAACUGCACAUUUGCACUUAAAAUAUUCAUCAAACCGUUAGGGAAAGAGAUUAAACAUAACAUUUAACUCUUAAAUUGCCAUACUUCAUUUUAGUUAUCACACUUAUGCUUGUAUGUGAACGGGAUCAGAAAUUAGCACUGCAAAUGCACUUUUAACACUAAUAAUUAAUUAAAUCAAACACAAAUGAUAUCAGUAAUAUCAUACUUCAUUUUUGGUGUUACAGUAAGCUUCCAUAAAUGUUUCUUUUUCUCAGAACAUACAUCAGAAAACUUUUCUUGAAUUUAAACAUUACAAUAAAUUUUUAAAUACCUAAUGAUUUGUUACAUAGCAAACCUUCAAAAUAUGAUAUACUUCCAAUUUUUGGAUAAACAGCAUUGAAGUUUUGCAUUGUUUGCCAUGGAAAACUAUGGAAAUAAAUAAACAAAUAAAUAAUUAAAAACUUAAAGACACAACUGAAUCAGCUGUAGUUGAACAUACAGAACCAGCGAGGAGAAUAAAAAUAUAAUAUGUUAAUAUGUUCACUAAAGGUAUGCAAUGGAUGGAGGAUGCCCUACAUUAAUAAUAAUUAGUAACAGAGAACAAAGCAAAUUUGUAGAGAAGAGACUUUUAACAGUAGUAGAAUAAUAAAAUUCCGAAAAGGGCUGUUUCAAAAAUUGCAAACAUUCCUACACAUAAGAAGCCCUUAAUCUCAAAGACUUCAUUCAGUAUACUGGUCAUUACCUGCUGCUUAAGAUCUGUAAAGGUAAGGUAAUUAAAUUAAUGGUGGAAAAGGUAAUAAGCAUUAGGUUUGUGGUCUUAUAAAUGUGGUCAUUAGAGGCAAACAUUAGGUCUCUGUUUUUAAGUGCUCACUUUUCUGUCACCAAAGUGAUCUGGGUUUGAUUCUCAGCAGGGUCAUUAAUGGAUCUUUUGAUAGUGGGGAACAUAGCAAACAUUGCAGUGGUUAGUUGGUUUUCUCAGAGUUCUUACGUUACUUCACCCAUCCAUUCUGUCAUAUCAUUAGCAUUUUAUAGCCAUUCAUUUUUUUGUAAUGAUCUAGAGGUCACCAAGCUGAAAGCUCAAUUAAUUUCCUUCAUUGACAGAUAUAAGGGUUGAGGAUUUGAAGCAAGCAAGAUAAACAUUUUAAUGUUGCUUGCUUCGUCUUCUAUAGAAAAUUUAAAUCUAAUAUUUUGAAUUGCUCCUGUGCUGCACUACUUCUAACAGAACGAGUAACCUGCACUUUUUAAGGCAUCAAAGAAAUUGUUAUAACCGAUUUCACUGUCUACAUAUCCCGGAAUAGUGUUAUCUUUAUCACUUUUGGUACAAUUUUGCAAUUUAUCUCUUGCUAGAUCAAAAAACGAUAUCAUUGUUCACGUUCAAAAGCUGUAGCUAUAGCCCGCGCUUUUCUACUACCGAAGUUACCCGAUCGAGCGACGUACUUCGGAACUGUUCGUGCAUGUCGAUCUAUGGGGGUGAAACUUAGGCUGUCCCAGUGCAGCUAAGGGAAUGACUCCAAGGUCGAUAGGUCGAUAGCCGCCCGCACGGAUAUCGAGGAGAGUAUAUUAAAGGUGGGUUUACGAUUGAAAAUUAAGAAUUAAGAAUUAAGACUUAGUCGUGUACUUACCAUAUGACUCUAUGUAAACUAGUGAAAUGGUUUAUGAUUGUCGUGUGUGAAUUUUGACGGGUCGUGUGCGAACCAUAUGAUUACUUAAGACUUAACAGAAAUGGUUAUAUUUUAUAUUUUUCGUUAAUACUUAAAGCUGGGUUUACGAUUGAUUUCCUUAAGAAUUAUAAAUAACUUAACAUCGAGCACACGAUUAAGUCAAAACUAUAUUUUCCAGUUUAUGAUUGACAUAGAAGUCGUUAAUUCUAACCAAUCACAGCACAAAACACAUGGUUGGCCAUUGUUCGAAACGGAGAAGCAGGUUUGAAAUAGGUUAUUGACAAAUGGGAUAUCUAUUUUUCGAAAUGGAUGAUGAUUACAAAUGACAAAUAUACGAAUUCUAACCCAAAAUACUGCCUCGCUCGGUCCAAUAAUAAGACAUCAACUUCCGGUUGAAAGGUUCCGGUUUGUUGUGAUUGGUCGCUUCCCUUAAGUCUUAACGAAAUAUAUAAAAUAUAACCAUUUCUGUUAAGUCUUAAGUCAUCAUAUGGUUCGCAUACGACCCGUCAACCAAUCAUAAACCAUUCCACUAGUUUACAUAGAGUCAUGUGGUAAGUACACGACUAAGUCUUAAGUCUUAAUUCUUAAUUUUCAAUCGUAAACCCACCUUUUUAGUCUUAAGUCUUAAUUCUUAAUUUUCAAUCGUAAACCCACCUUAACCAUAGUUACAGUAGGCUAUAUCUGAUGGUAUUUCAUAGAAAACUUUAAACUAUUAAUUAAACUAAAAAUACAAGUGCAGAAUUGAAACACAUAACUAAGGUUAAUUCUACUACAGGUUAGGAAGAAAACGGGUUUUCUUAUGGGCGAGUUUGGCACAGGGAAAAAUUCUGCCGCUAGGUGCGCUGGCGUAGCGAAAGGGUAACACUUUACACACUGCCAUUGAGGGUGAACGUGAGAAAACCGCAUUGAAGUAAAAUAAAAUAGUCGGUAUGGUAUUUAGUUAUGUGCUUUUUGUUUGCAAGAAUUAUAUUGAACAAGUCUUCCGUUAAGAACGUGUAAAUUUCACAACUUUGUGCCUUUUGGGCACGUAAAUAAAAGCUAUACUGCGUUUAUGUUUCGCCGCGAGCAAUCUGCAUAUGAAGGUAAGCAAAUAUUUGAGGUAAGUUAUGUCUGGAUGAAAAAAGAUGUGCUUGUUUGUGUUUUUAUCGGUUUGAUAUCACAGUAACUAUACUAUUUAGUUUGUGAAUGUUGUUGAUUCUCGGAUUAAUGGAAAUUAGGCGAAUAAUAACUAAAGUGAAGUUGAGGUCAUGACCUCACUUUACCUUACUUCACUUUACCUGCAGGUAAGCUUUGUACUUCAAUUACAGAUUUACUUGUUAAUAUAGCAAGCAUAACAUAAACAACCUUUCGCUUGGUUAUUAUUCGACUGAUUUCUCGGGAUAUGCGACAGUCUUUCCAAGCUUAACGUAAAUUUUAUUCAUGCCACUAAUACAAUUUACAUACCAUAUUCCAUUAUCAGUUACAGCAAGUCCGAAUUUAAAAUUUACGGACACAAAACAUUGGUGAUUUACUAAGAUAUUUAAGAGAAAAAUAAUUGUUUUUUCAACUUUUCAUCGCUUCACUGUGAAAUUUGGUUUUCAAAACUAUGAGUGUAGUGAGCUUGUAUGGUGCACCCAUCUACUUGCAGCAUUUGUGCUUGUUUAGAAAUUUGAAAUAGGGAUAAAAUGUGGUAGGUAAAUGGUUGUUCCUUUUGUGCUUAAUCUUCAAGCACUAUGUGAAGCAAAAAUUAAAUAAUUAGAUCAAUGCUAUUGGAUGUGUAGUUUAAAGGGGCGGUUCUUAACUAAACGAUUUUACUAUUUUUUUUUGUAGUUAGCCUAACUCACUGACUAUUUUAAUAUCUCAAUCGUUGUAAUGUAACUAACCUAACCAACUGUCCACACCCACUAUUUAAGUAUUUUAAACGCAGCUUACUAAAUAUAACCUAACCAACCAUUUUCACAGUAUCAAAAUUAUUGACAUAUUUUUUAAAAAUUAUGUUAUUGUAGUAUACUGUUUUAACAUGUAGAAACGUUAGGUUAGCUACAUUAAAAUUACUGUGAAAUGGAGUGAAUGAUUGGUUAGGUUAGUUUUAUGUGUAUGUUGCAGAACUAUUAGUUAUUAAAAUGGAAACGGGACAAACAAAAUAAUUCAAAUUUUCAACCACAUGGUUGCCUUCAUAAGAGUGGAGAAUACACCAUGUAGAUAUGUGUAAAGGUUUUAAGUUGGAUUUUUUAUAUUUAAUUUACUUAUUUAUUAUGCUGUAAGUGAUGGCCUCAAUUUAAUUAUUUGUUUAUUAAAUUGAAAUCUCAUUGCAAAGUACCACACUUAAUUAAAACAUAUAUUCUAUAUCCAUGUAAUAUGUUUUAAAAUUGUGAACUUUUAUAAUGAAGUACCAAAGCUGUAUUUUUUAUGUUUCAAUGGAAUUUCACUGAAGUCAAAACAUAUGUUUUAGAGAAGUAAUAUAAGCAAUUGUAACUAUCACGUUUUAAAAUUACUAGCUGAUUGUUUUUAAAUAUAUCAAAUUGUGCUGGAAAAAUCAGUGAAAUAAUAUGUGUAUUUGUAUUACUAAGCCUGCACUAGAAUUAAUUUGUCCCUUGGCAUGUAGUGUCUCUUGCUCCUGCCCUCUCUGUCGUCACCAGGUGCUCAGAGGCAGGGAAUGCUACAAUUGAUAUGUCCAUAAAUUUGUCCCUAUUUUUCAUUUUCAACACUGAUUACUUUCCUGCAUUUCAUAACAUUUUUUUCUGAGGUCUAAAAUAUAGUUAUUGAAAAUUUUAUAAGGCAAAAAAAUUAAAUUCCAAUUGCAAUAUUGAACUUUUCCUAUAGACAUCACAUAAGGAUUAGUUAAUUAGCUAUUAUUUGCUUUAAAAAAUCAGCAAUGAAUGUUUUUUUUAAAUAAUACAUACCUCCAAUAUGUUUUGGUUGACCUUUGAUGUGAGAAGGUAACGAAAGCCAAUAGAAUUAAGUGUAUGUGACAACUCAAUGAUUGAUGUUAUCAUUACUCUUAUUCCACAGGCUGUUGAUGGUGAAAGAAACAAUUCUGGCUGAUAUUUGGUGGAUAAUUCCCAUGUGUCAAUAUACUCCAAGAAACCAAGAAGUGUCUACAUAAGAAAUAAUCAUUAAGUAUUUUUCAUGUUCCAAUACAGGAAAAUCUUUAUUUUUAAGUGCAGAUUAUGAAUAGAAGCAAAUAUUUCUUUUAAUGUUAAAUUAUUACUGUAUUGUUUUUAUAUCAGUUAUUAUAAAAAUUAACUAAACAAAUAAUUCUGAGUAGCCUAUUUGUUAUGUACAGACAUAAUAUUGAAAUAUUUCAAAAUUUAGAGUUUUACCUUUUCAUCAUCUGAUCCAACAGUCAGGCCUUUCCAUGGUUUGUUGUUGUCUAGUAUGGAAUAAACUUGUGCAACUUUUUCUAUGUAAUUUACGGUGCCAGAAAUAUUUUCUAUACCAGGCUUGUUACUGUAAAACUUCAAAGCUGCAGCUGUUUUCAUUGUGAAAAGCUACAAGCAUGAAAAUUUCAUUAUAAUUUUUACAGCAAUAAGAAAUUAUUUUUUUUUAAGGUGAGUUUCAUGUAAGUUUCUAACCAGUUUUAAUCAUGUAAUUACCCUCAAUGUAUUGUGUUUGUGUGAUAAGUAAAUUAAAUUAUUAAGCUAGGUUGUUUGUAUAAAAAAAUGUUAAAUAUAAAACUAUACUGGUGACAUACAAUUUAUUAAUUUUUUUAGUUCUUAAAUAUAAUGUUUUCAUCAGUGAUUAUUGGAUUAUUUCAGUUAAUGCAUAUGCCCAAUACAAAUAACUUAAUAAUUUAACGUCUGGUGUAGCCUAGUAAGUUGAAUUUUAAUUUGUAGUAGUAUCAAAAUAAUUAAAGUAAAACUUUUGUUGUCUCCCCAUGUUACAAAUAUAAAUAAUUAAUGGUAAAAAAUAAACUGUCUAUAAAAUUA